Populus euphratica (Euphrates poplar) is the source of this 2348-nucleotide messenger RNA. Its product is annotated as pentatricopeptide repeat-containing protein At5g13270, chloroplastic. Gene Ontology annotation, biological process: RNA modification. The record is from RefSeq and is a predicted model, not a curated record. Gene Ontology annotation, molecular function: protein binding; RNA binding. Lineage: Eukaryota; Viridiplantae; Streptophyta; Magnoliopsida; Malpighiales; Salicaceae.
AAUUAAACGGCCAUUAAGAAAAAAAAGAAAAGAAAAGAAAAGAAAAAUACCCGUAUGAGCAACUUGUCGUUCAUCGCAUUGUUAUUACGCAAGCUACGGCUGUUUUGUCCUUCUUUCGUCAACACUUCUUCUUCAGCUCCUGUAAAGCGGAACAGACAACCUGCUGGCUGAUAACAACUUAUCUUAACAAGAGUUCUUCACAUAUUUUUAUUGUCCAAAAAAUCAAAGUUUCUGAACAUUUCCCUGUAUUCAAUGAUUGUCCACUACUGUUUCGCAGCGCCAUCUCUCAAUCCUUCGCCACUAAUCAUAGCUCAUGACAAGAUUCCACUAAAAAUAAAAGCUGCAGCAAAAUUUACUCAAAUGCCUUCAUGGGUCUCUCUGAAACCAAUUCCUCCUUCACUCAAAACCCAUGAAAAUAAUAACAAAGACCAAAUUGAGAGUGUCCACUUAGAGGGAAAGCUCAAGGAAGCUCGUGAAUUUCUCAAACAAAUGGAGGAGGCUGGUAUUUUUGUCAGCCCUCGUUCUUGUCGAUGCUUGUUGGAAGCGUGUGGAAAGUUUAAAUCUUUUUUGGACGGGAGAUUGAUUCAUGAAGUAAUACAAAGAACAGUGAAAGUUCCAUUUGGGUUAGCGGAGAACCCAGUGCUGUUGAUUUGUGAGUGUGGAAGCUUAGUUGACGCACAAAAGGUGUUUGAUGAAAUGAGUGAAAGGAAUCUGGUUUCUUGGAAUACCAUUAUAUCAGCUUAUGCUGAAAACGAUGUUUUUGAUAAAGCUAAAGAACCGAAUGGGUCCUCUUAUAAUGGGCUUUUAAGGUCUUUUCUAAAUCCUUUCAAUUUGGAGAUUGGUAAAUAGAUGAUACAUUCUCAUGCUAUAAGAAAGGUUAGUAGGUUAUGCAAUGAUGCGCACUUGAAAUGUGGUUGGUCAGAGGGAGCUGAGCUUGUUUUCAACAAAAUAAGUGAAAAGAAUGCAUUAACUUGGACUAGGUUAAUGGUGGGGUACACUCAAGCUGAGAGGCAAAUGGAUGCUUUGGCUUUCUUUGCUAAGAUGGUCAAUCAAGGUGUUGAAUUGGAGGAGCAUGUGUUCUCCAUUGUUCUAAAAGCGUGUGCUGGCCUAGAGGAGUUGAGUUUUGGGAGGCAAAUUCAUGGUCAUAUUCUUAAACUUGGGUUGGAAUCUGAAAUUUCUUUGGGAACUCCUGUGGACUUGUAUGUUAAAUGUUCCAAGUUAGAAAUAGCGUCUAAAGCAUUUGAGUGUAUCAAUGAACCGAUAAUGUAUCAAUGAACCGAUGAUGUUUCUUGGAGUGCUUUGAACACUGGUUAUUGCCAAAGGUGUGAAUUUGAUGAAGCUCUCGAAACUUUUGAAUCAUGGAGGACUAGAAGUGUGGAUAUAAAUUCCUUCACUUAUACAAGCAUUUUCCAAGCAUGCUUUGCACUCACAGAUUUCAACAUUGGUGCCCAAGCUCAUGCAGAUGCAAUUAAAAGCACUCUAAUUGCAUAUCAACAUGGAAAGAGCGCAAUGAUUACCAUGUAUUCAAGUUGUGGCAGAUUAGAUUAUGCCACUUGAGUCUUUGAAUCAAUAGAUGAACCCGGGGCAAUGGCUUGGACUGCUAUAAUUGCUGGUUAUGCUUGUCAAGGAAAGGCUCCUGAAGCUCCAAAGUAUUUCAAAAGGAUGCAGGAUUGUGGUGUUAGAUCAAAUGAAGUUACAUUUAUUGCUGUUUUAACUGCUUGUAGUCAUUCGGCUCUGGUCACGGAGGGCAGACAAGAUUUGGAAUUGAUGAGUAGCAAGUACGGUGUUGUUCCAACUGUUGAUCAUUAUGAUUGUAUGGUUGGUAUAUAUUCCCGAGCUGGUUUUCUGCAAGAAGCACUUGAACCAGUAAGGAGUAUGCCAUUUUCAUCACAUGCAAAGAGUUGGAAAUGUUUGUUGGGUGGGUGCUGAACCAAUGGGGAUCUUGAGAUAGGGCAACUUGCAGCUGCAAACCUCUUUCAACUGUAACUAGAGGAUACUUCAGGUUAUAUAUUCUUGUGUUUAACCUGUAUGUUUCAUUUAGGAAAUGGAAAGAAGCAGCUAGUGUUAGAAAGAUGAUGACACAAAGAAGUUUGAGGAAGGAGGUUAGCUGCAGUUGGAUUACUGUCAAGGGUAAAUUGCAUCAGUUUAUAGUGGGCGAUGAGCACCACCUUCAGACGGAAGAUACCUAUUAUAAAUUGGAAGCUGGAAGUGUAACGUUUUGAAUUAAAGAGAUAGGAAAAGGCUAUAAAGCCCUUGAAUGCUUAGAUGUAGGAAUAAAUGAAUGAAGGGUAUUGUGGUAAUUUAACAAAACUUGAUAAAUAUACAUAGGAAAAAAAGGAAAAAAAAAA